Molecule: messenger RNA, 1000 nt
Organism: Aedes albopictus (Asian tiger mosquito)
Lineage: Eukaryota; Metazoa; Arthropoda; Insecta; Diptera; Culicidae
Exons: 2
Coding region: 241-852 (203 amino acids)
Cellular component (GO): secretory granule
Source: RefSeq, a predicted model, not a curated record
UCUGUCAGAUGCGCCAGAAAAAAAAAACAUCCUGCCUUUGCGUACGUCGGACGGAACGUCUGCCUCCUUCCACCAGACACGAAUAUUUUCCGGAUUAUUUCCGCGCAAUCCGGUGGCAUCCGUCUGUCCAUCGGCUCAACGUUUCGCCUCAUCAACUAGCUCGCUUUAAUGUGCAUUUCGCGCGGUUUGCUGCCGGUGGUUUAGGUUUAGUUUAUUUUGCCUAAGUAGGUAGUGGUAGCGAUGAUCACCAAUCUGGUAAUGACUCGGUUACGGCACCUGCUGAUAACGGUGGCCGCACUGAUCAAGCGAAUCCUAUGCUGUUGCUCACGCCGCAGGAAAGGCUCGACCUGCGAGGGUGCUGAUACGGCACUCAAUUCCGUGGAUGUGGUGCGCGAUUCUGGAGCUAGAUAUAAGCAGAACGUGGUGGAAAAAGACUGGAACUCGUGGGACGAUUCGCCCAAGACGGUGGAGGAGCACAUCGAGCGGUACCGGGAGCAGCUGGCUGCUCCUCCGCCCCCGCGGGAACCGCCACCGGAGGAGCAGAUAGACUUUUUCCAAGACAUGGCCCCGAAGACGUUCAGUCAGCCGAAGGUGUACAUUGCCGAGAAUGGGCCGCAGGAUGACCCGAGUGGGUCGCAGUUUUCCCGCCUCACGGCCCAAAUCGACAUUCCGGUGGAGGAUGGACUGACCGACUGGAACGACGAUGGGCCGCGGGCCGGAUGGGACGAUGCCGACGAAAAUACCACCAAACAGCUGAUCCGGGAGACGAGGAAGGAACUUCGGCAGCAGCGGCAGAUGCAGCACCAUCAUCAUCAGCAGCAGCAACAGCAGCAUCGUGGGUAUUACAAGUGAGAAGGAGUGUGUUCCGCUUCGUAUUUGAUUGGUAAGUUUAUUUUUGUAAUUUUAGUUAACUUUCUCUCGAUUGACGGAGGGAAAGGAUUCGCGUUGAGUCUUUAUAUUUUAUGUGAUUUUUAGUAGAAUUAUAUCCAAGCAUUUGAAA